Molecule: messenger RNA, 3493 nt
Organism: Triticum dicoccoides
Lineage: Eukaryota; Viridiplantae; Streptophyta; Magnoliopsida; Poales; Poaceae
Product: filaggrin-like
Exons: 7
Coding region: 227-3238 (1003 amino acids)
Source: RefSeq, a predicted model, not a curated record
GUCACCUUGCGCUCUCGCCGCCUCGCCCAGCGCCGCCGCCCGCCCGCCGCCUCUCCCGCCGGCCACCGCUUCAAUCCCGCCGUCCGCCGCCCGUGCCUGCCUCCACCGCGCCCUUUCCCGAAACUUCACCGGCGUUCCCCAACCUCCGCCGAGCGCCUUCGCCCUGCCCUAGCCCUUCCCGAACCCGGACGACUGACGGCGGCGCUCCGGUCAGGCGCCGGGAGAUAUGGGUUUACGUACCAGACGGCCGACUGUUGCAAUGCGUAGUGGUGACGAAGAAGAUUUUGACGAUGAUGGUGAUGAUGAUUACAGUGAUCAAAACGAUUAUGAUUAUAUCUGCAAAUAUGACGCUAGCCACAAUCAUGGUAGUGGUGAUGACAAGAGCAGUGAUGAUUACAGCUGCACUGAUGAUGAUAGCAACGAUGAUGGUGAUGAUAUUGACAAUGAUGAUGGUGGUGGUGGUGAUGCUACUGAUAAUUUAUGUGCAAUAUGUGACAAUGGAGGGAAAUUGCUAUGCUGUGAAGGACAAUGUAAAAGGUCCUUCCAUCCCAGAGAAAAAGAUGGAAGGGAAUCUAAUUGUGAAACUCUUGGUUUAACUUCUGCACAAUUACAGGAAAUUGAUCAUUAUCUAUGCAAGAACUGUGAAUAUAAGCAACACCAAUGUUUCAGUUGUGGAGAUCUUGAGCCAUCUGAUGGACCAAAUGCUAAGGUGUUCCAAUGCUACAAAGCAUCUUGUGGGCACUUCUACCACCCCAGUUGUAUUGCCAAAUUACUUGAGCCUGAUGAUACUGAUGGAGCUUGUGAGUUGGAGAGGAGGAUUGCUGCUGGGAUGUCAUUUACAUGUCCUGCACAUUGGUGCUCAGAAUGUAGAACGAUGGAAGACAGUACUCAACCAGAACUUUGGCUUGCGGCCUGCAGACGCUGUCCGGUGUCAUAUCACAAAAAAUGUUUCCCAAGAAGCAUUUCCUUUGAGAGAAAGCGUGGCACAAGUGUACGCGCUUGGCACCUGGGUGAUAGAAUUAUCAUUUACUGUGGAAGCCAUAAACUAGAAGCUGAGCUUGGAGCACCUAGCAGAGACCAUAUAAAGUUACCAUCUAGUACAGAAAUGGAUACUGUUGGAACACAUUGCAUUGACCAAAUAAAGUCAACUCCCGUUCGAAAAAUUUAUAGAACAAGAAAUCUUGCUAAGAAGAAAACAAAAGUGACUGGUAAAAGGAAAAUGAACACUGAUCAGGGUUCAACAGGAACUGCGGAGCUGUCAAACAAGGUAUGUCGAGAAGAAGCCGACCAGAUAAAGUUAACUCCCGUUCCAAAAAUUUAUAGGACAAGAAAUCUUGCUAAGAAAACAAAAGUGACUGGUAAAAGGAAUAUGAACACCGAUCAAGGUUCAACAGGAACUGUGGAGCUGUCAAACAAGGUAUGUCGAGAAGAAGCCGACCAGAUCCAAACAGUAGAUAUGAAUGACUUAACAGAAGAUAAGAUUCCAAAAGGGAGAGGUGUCCUUGAGAAAGAGACCAUCCGUUUGAAUCAAGCACACAAUGAUGAGCUAGAAAAACUUAUUGGGGAGGAACAGGCUGAAGAGGAUGAAAGCAACACCAAAUCUGGAGAAGAGAGAGAAACUCGUAGGAGAGAAAAUACAUAUGGGGAAAAGGAGAAGACUCCUGGGAACAACAGUAAUAAAUUUGGAUUACCUGACGGGCGGUUAACCUCCGGAUCUGAUGGUGACCGAGAAGUUGAUGGAAGCCAUGCCUGCCAGCAGGAGCUGAAGAGCCCUCACUGCAAUGAUAAUAACAAAGCAACAGAAAUUGAUACUUCAAGUGACAAGUCAGGAAAGAGACAGAGACAGGAGGAACAGGCAACUGAUGGUAACAUGUUGGACUUGGAAAGGAACAAUAAGAAGUUUCACAUGGAAACUGGAAGAGAUGCUCAUCAAAGUCCUCAGCAUCUUCAUAAUCACAAAAAAACAGAUGCUCGUCAAAGUUCUUGUUCCUCAUCAAAAGAUCAUCCUCGGUGUAAUGAUGAUCAGAGAUCUUCAAUGACUUCCGAAUACAAAUCCAGAGAGGGAAGAGGAUCAAGUAGAGAAGAGUGGAGAAAUAAUAUGAGGGAAAAUUCUUAUAGGGGUGGGUCACCCUCGGGGAGAAGAAAUUCUCAAAAUAGAUCAAGCAGACAUUCUCCGGAAGGGCGAAGGGCGGAGUAUCGUAACAGUCAUCAUAGAAGCAACAACCAACACAGAUAUGAGCAACAUCGACACGAUGAUUAUUUCAAAUGUCGUGAUGAUUAUUCCAAACACCGUGAUGUUGAUACUGGUGGAAGGAGGUCGAGUCGUCAUGAGGAUCAUUCUAGAGAUGGUGGUAGGAGGAGGUCGAGUCAUCGUGAGGAUCAUUCCACUGAUGGUGGUAGGAGGAGGUCGAGUCAUCGUGAGGAUUAUUCCAGUGAUGGUGAUAGGAGGAGGUCGAGUCACCGUGAGGAUCAUUCCACUGAUGGUGGUAGGAGGAGGUCGAGUCAUGGUGAGGAUCAUUCCAGUGAUGGUGGUAGGAGGAGGUCGAGCCAUUGUGAGGAUCAUUCCAGUGAUGGUGGUAGGAGGAGGUCGAGUCAUCGUGAGGAUCAUUCCAGUGAUGGUGGUAGGAGGAGGUCGAGUCAUCGUGAGGAUCAUUCCAGUGAUGGUGAUAUUGGUGGAAGGAGGUUGAGUCCCCAGCAGUCAGCACUUCCUUCUGGUAAUUUUGGUACUAGUCUCAGCCCCCCUUCACAUCCGACCACUGAAUAUGGUGCUAGCAGAAGGCAUGGUUCCCCUCCAUAUCAGAGAUCUGAACAUGCUGCUAGUGGAAGCCGUGGCCCCUAUAUGAACCCACGAGGAUCAGGCCCUGCAGACUAUGAAAUGGAAAAGAGAAGUGUUCCCCUUCACCAUGAUGCGCCCAAUGUCGAGGAGUACACCGGUCGACCACUGAAUAUGGUGCUACCAGAAGGCAUUGCUCCCGUUAAUACGUACUCUCUCCGAGGGGAAUCUCCUGGUGCAUAUGGUCCUGGAACAGAUGCCGGCAUGGGCGAAGAAACCACAUUCCGUGGUGGGCGUUUCGGUGAUCAUGGAGUGAGGUCAGAUUAUCCACGAAGCAGCAGCAUGAAUGCAGAGGAUAGGGCUUUUGCUGCAGGUUCCGUUACGGAUAGGUAUGUCCCGCACCUCGACCGAACGAACCACCCAAUAAGAGUUGACGGUUGUCUGCCGGAUUAUCCCGUAUGGUAGGUUGCUGCUGUUGUGAUCCUCGUGUUGCCAGUCCCAGCCAGCCUAUGAAAAGCCCUGCAGGAAACCAACAGUUAAACCUCAAUUAGCCGCGAAGCGAAUCGGGUGUCAAACCUUAGUUUGUCAGAGUGGUUGGACGGUAACUUUCAACCCGAGGUGGUGCCAGCGUACCUUAACGAGUGUGUUUGAUGUUGGCCUCGGAUCUUGCUACUUGUCGAUUGACAGAAAUGAUCUGCUUAGUUUGCGGUUUGGUUGCUG